This is a messenger RNA of Octodon degus (degu), 2863 nucleotides long. RefSeq names its product zinc finger protein 212 (gene Znf212). The record is from RefSeq and is a predicted model, not a curated record. Gene Ontology annotation, molecular function: DNA-binding transcription repressor activity, RNA polymerase II-specific. The transcript has 6 exons. Gene Ontology annotation, biological process: negative regulation of transcription by RNA polymerase II. The coding region runs from base 100 to 1689 and encodes 529 amino acids. NCBI's taxonomy places the organism in Eukaryota, Metazoa, Chordata, Mammalia, Rodentia, Octodontidae.
AACACGGCGGCGGGGCGGCUUCGAGGCCCGGCAGCUGGCUUACUGGCGCCGUGCGCGACGGCUGUGCGGCGGGCCCGGCGUUGAGCAGCGAGUGGAGCCAUGGCGGAGUCGGCGCCUUCCCGGCACAGAAGAAAGCGGCGUUCUACACCGUUGACCUCGUCCACGCCGCCUUCCCAGACAACAGAGAAAAGUUCGUACUUCCAGACCACAGAGAUCUCGCUGUGGACGGUGGUGGCUGCUCUACAGGCUGUGGAGAAGAAGAUGGAGUCCCAGGCCGCCAGGCUGCAGAGCCUGGAGGGCCGCACGGGGACGGCUGAGAAGAAGCUGGCUGACUGUGAGAAGACGGCCGUGGAGCUCGGCAACCAGCUGGAGGGCAAGUGGGCCGUGCUGGGCACGCUGCUGCAGGAGUACGGGCUGCUGCAGCGGCGGCUGGAGAACGUGGAGAACCUGCUGCGCAACCGCAACUUCUGGGUGCUGCGGCUGCCCCCGGGCAGCAAGGGCGAGGCCCCCAAGGUGUCCAGAGCGCUUGAGAAUGAUGGUGUCUGCUUCUCUGAGCAGGAGUGGGAGAACCUGGCGGACUGGCAGAAGGAGCUGUACAGAAACGUCAUGCAGAGCAACUACGAGGCGCUGGUCUCCCUGAUCAUACUAUCUCCUCUGGAGAAGAUGUGCUGGCUGGGGCUCCCCUGCUGCGCAGCAGUGAGCCCUUUCUCAGCCGUUGGCUGGAGUCAGAGCCAGUGUGGUCUCAAGGUCCUUGGCCAGCCAGAGGGAGAAGUAGAACUGGGUGCAGAGAUGCUGGGCGACUUGGAGGAGGACGAGGAGGGCCUUGCUGGUGCACACCCUGUGGACGGGCCCGUGCUUAGAGCAGAGGUGCCGAGCCAGCCGGAGGGCUGCGUGUUCCCAGGCGCAGCUGGGGAGCCAGAUUUCCUGGGCCCGGUGCAGACUGAACUGUGGGAUGGGCAGGGUGGUUCUGCCUUCCUGGAGCCGGGCCCCCGGGAUUCCAGCCUCGAGGAGCCCCUGGAAGGCAGUAGAGAGCCUGCCGCUGGCAGAACUCUGGGCUGCUCUCCAAAGCAGAAACCCCACAGGCAGGCACAGGUGGGCCAGGAGUGUGGACAGGGCCUGAAACUGAAGAGGGACUCUUCCGGCCCCUACGAGUGUUCUGAGUGUGGUGUCAGCUUCUGCUACAAGCAGCAGCUGGCUGCACACCUGCGGAGCCACUCGGGGUGGGCGUCCUACCCUGCCACAGAGCCUGGGGAGAGCCUCAGGCCCAGGCCGCGGCUAAAGCCUCAGGCGAAGCGGGCCAAGGUGCACCACUGCACCGUGUGCCAGAGGGUCUUCAGCUGCAGGGUGAGCCUGGUGACCCACCAGCGCUGCCACCUACAGGAGGGGCCCAGCCCUGGCCCACGCGUCCAGGAGAGGUUCUCGCCCAACAGCCUGGUGGCACUGCCCGGCCACAUCCCCUGGCGGAAGAGCCGGAGCGCCCUCCUCUGUGGCUACUGCGGCAAGAGCUUCAGCCACCCGUCCGACCUGGCACGGCACCAGCGCAUCCACACGGGCGAGCGGCCCUACAGCUGCCCCGAGUGCGCCAAGAGCUUCGUGCAGAAGCAGCACCUGCUGCAGCACCAGAAGAUCCACCAGCGUGAGCGGGGCAGCCCGGGCCCAGGGCCCGCCAGGCCUGGGGGCCGGCUCUAGGUGCAGCCCCCGCCGUCGGGGCGGAGGGGGCAGCACCAGCGCCCCUCGCACUGUGUGAGCCCGGGCCCAGUGCCCUGGUCCAUUUCCCUCACCUGAGUGCCAGGCUGAGCCCGGGGUGCCCUGAAACCCCGCGGAAGAGGGGGGCCUCGCCUGCGCUGUGGCCUGCCGGCCCUGGGCCUCAGCCUCUGGUUUUCCCACCCUCUGGUGCUUGGGCUGGGUUGGCAGCUGAGCCCCUGUGCGGGAAGGCAGCCCCGCGGUAGGCAGCUUGAGGUUGAGGACGCGCUCUGGGCCUCACUGCUGCAUCCUCUCUGUAGUCUAUUAAUUACAAGUAGGAAUAACCUCAGUAAGCAGCUUACCCCCGGAAGACGUUUUUUGAAGUUAGAUUCUAGUUGAUUUAAAAAAUACAAUACUUGGUUUUUAAGUUUCAGAAGUCGUAGAAGUUGUUCCUAACCCAGGGACUGGGCCUGCCCUCCAGGAGGGAGUAGUUCGUGAGGCUUUUAGCCCACCCACUCGUACUGGGGCUGGGGGCAGAGUGCAGAGGGCACUGAGGCCCUGCCCAGGAAGGGCUCCUGGCCCUAGGCGCGGCCGCACAGUGGCACAGGGCCCCUCUCCCAGCCCCGUGGAGCUGUCUGCAGCCUGGCAGGAGUCUGGCUGCUCACCUGGGGUCGUCAGCUCUGCUAGCGGCUCAGUCUUCCUGCUGCACCUGUCACUCAGGCUGCCCAGUCGCACUUGGCAAACCUUGCCCCGAUGAGGGCGGAGCUGCGCUGAUGUGGGGUUCCGGGGUAGCACACUUGCCCGCAGGGCCAGAUGUGAAGCUCCCUUCGGAUCUGCAGUUGCCUAGAAUAAAACCUAGCAAAACCCCUUGUGUUGGGUGCCUUCCUCUUGUCAAAAAUGUUCUUUGGGGAAGAGCAAGAGGGAGAAGUGCUUUUCGUUUACUUUUUUCCUUUUUUUUUUUUUUUUUUUAAGUGUUGUAAAUUUUAUUUUCAAAGUUUAAUCAAUAAGGAAAAAUAAAGCAGACAAAAAAGUACCAAAAACAGGGUAGUUCUUCAUAUGUGGACAAGAUCCAAACAGUGUAGAUUCGUUUCUAACAAAUUCAAUCCUCCUCACACAUUUAAAAUGCAAAGUAUGUGUGUUUCACUCUGUCAAGAAACUGACCACAUUGGGCCAGGAGAUA